Messenger RNA from Silurus meridionalis, 1481 nucleotides. It is a transcript of the gene alg5, whose product is annotated as ALG5 dolichyl-phosphate beta-glucosyltransferase. The transcript is spliced from 10 exons. Bases 243 to 1220 code for a protein of 325 amino acids. Gene Ontology annotation, cellular component: endoplasmic reticulum membrane. The record is from RefSeq and is a predicted model, not a curated record. NCBI's taxonomy places the organism in Eukaryota, Metazoa, Chordata, Actinopteri, Siluriformes, Siluridae.
CUUCUGUUGUACUGUGAUGAUGUGGUUUAGCAUGGUUCACUUCCGCGUAGGUGUUUAAUUCUGAGUGAAAGCGAGCCAUCGCAAUGGGAAGUUUAGGCGCUCCUCCUCUUUAAACCACACUCUACAUAGAUGUUCAGUAGACCCAAACCUGAAUUUCGUGUUUGAAACCUCUCGCAUGUAUACGAUUAUAAGGCAGUGCUUUCCGACCACUGACACUUCCUCUCUGUGCUCCUCACUCGGAAAUGAAAAUGGAGUUUGGAGUGUGUGAAUUAACUUACUGUUUUCUGGCCCUGAUUGCUGUUGUGUUCCUCGUGCUUGUUGUCAUUGCUCAUGUCACUGCUGGAAUGGUGGAUCAGAAGUGUGAUGAAAAGGAAAAGUAUUUCCUCACUGCAGCAGGCCUGAAGGAGGCUUUCCCUGGUCUGUCUGAGCCUUCUUCAUUGGAGCUCUCAGUUGUGGUGCCCUCCUACAAUGAAGAAUCCAGAUUGCCUGUUAUGAUGGAAGAAACCAUGGAGUACCUAGAGAAAAGACGGAAGAAAAAUAAUUCAUUUACAUAUGAGGUCAUUAUAGUGGAUGAUGGCAGCAAAGACAAAACGACAGAGGUUGGUUUAGGAUACACAAAGAAGUAUGGAGAGGAUAAAGUGAGGGUACUGACACUAAUGAAGAACCGUGGCAAAGGGGGAGCUGUGCGGAUGGGCACUCUGUGCACUCGUGGACGUCUCAUCCUGAUGGCCGAUGCAGACGGAGCCACAAAGUUUUCUGACAUUGAGAAGGUGGAGGCUGGUCUCCAGAAUCUCAUCCCAAAGCCAGAGAACAUGGCUAUAUCCUGUGGGUCCAGGGCUCACCUGGAAAAAGAAUCAGUGGCUCAGCGCUCUUUGUUACGGACUUUCCUGAUGUAUGGCUUCCACUUCUUGGUGUGGUUCUUCUGCGUCAGAGGGAUCAAGGACACUCAGUGUGGGUUUAAGCUCUUCACUCGUGAAGCAGCAAUGAGGACAUUCAGCAGUCUGCAUGUGGAACGCUGGGCAUUUGAUGUGGAGCUUCUGUAUAUCGCCCAGUGUUUUAAGAUACCUAUAGCUGAAGUAGCAGUUAACUGGACGGAAAUAGAAGGGUCAAAGCUAGUGCCGUUCUGGAGCUGGCUACAGAUGGGAAGAGAUCUCAUCUUCAUCAGACUACGUUACAUAACUGGUGCCUGGAGAUUGGAUUAUUCAGGGAAAUCCCAAUAGGACACAGCUUCAGCUGGUGUGCGGAUUUACAUGGUUGUGCUCCAGUGUGUGUCAUGUAACACUCACACAGACGAUUGCUACAAAUUAUAAUCACAUACUGUUGCAGUCUUCUGUCAGUGAAUGAGAUUACUGCAAGCUUUGCACUAGCUGCAAUUCUUUUUUAUCAUUGUCCAGGUGAACUGUUAAUAUCACAGUUGGUUUUUGUAGAUUGUGGUGAUUUUCAACUUGACAUGUACAGAAAAAUAAAAAUACAACACAUUA